AGUGGAGAAGAAAUCUCAGAGCAAACUCUCAUCACUCAUCACUACCUUCUCAUACAUAUAUCUAUCUGUCCACCUAUCCCUCGCUACAAAGCUCAAUCAGAUAUGGCUUAAUUAUUCCCAGAGCAUGAUCAGUUUGUUGUAUGCCCUUGUCUUCUCCCUCGUUUUCUCCCUUCAACAAAUCACUGUCACCCCCAAGCUCCACAUUCUUGAGAGUGCCAAAGCAGAAGGUGCAGUUUGCCUCGAUGGCUCUGCACCCGCCUAUGACUGGGAGGUUGCCCAAGGAGAAGAUAACAAAAGGAACUGGCUCGUCUACCUCCAGGGAGGAGGCUGGUGCUUGAACACCACCAUUUAUCAAACGCCUGACAAAUCUAUUCAGAACUGUAGCAGUCGGGCUACCGGCGACCUUGGUUCUUCCAAGAACAUGAACGCCUCUGUUUUCGGGCGUUUUUUCAGCGCUCACUCAAACGAAACUUAUUUUUAUAAGUGGAAUCGGGUGAUCGUUAGGUACUGUGACGGGGGAUCGUUUGCCGGCGACGCCGACAAACCCGACCCCGUCACAAAUCUAUACUACAGAGGGGCUAGGAUCUUUCGGGCUGUCAUCAAAGACCUGAUGACAAAAGGAUUGAAAGAUUCUAGCAAUGUUCUCCUGGCCGGGGGGUCGUCGGGCGGGUUAGGCGUGAUGAUUCACUGCGACCAGUUCCGGCGCAUGUUCUCCGCAAAUGUAAGAGUGAAGUGUCAUGCUGACAGUUCGCUCUUUCUUCACGUGAAAGAUCCCGUCCGGGCAAGAUUCUUCGACACUGUUUUUGGCACCGUGGUGGGGAUGCAGCGUCCCGAGGCUGCAUUACCCUCCCGGUGCACCUCCAAAAAGAGUGCGAAAACGUGUUUCUUCCCACAGAAUCUGCUGCGCUACGUCGAGUCGCCGCUUUUCAUUGUGAAUCCGGCGUUCGAUUCAUUUCAGGUGGCAAACACGUUCUCGAAGGAUUUGCACGACCGGAUCUUGUACCAUAAGGGCGUGAGUCGAAGAGAAAUGGCGCUGCUCCAAGAUUUCAGGCGGCAAAUAAUAGGAGCAUUGCCCCGGGCAAGCGCCACGAAUAACGGAUAUAUAAUCACAUCCAUCUUCGGGCAUAGCUUGGCUUCGGGCAUCGGGUACAAAGGACCCAUGUUUGCUGACCCGAAAUCCAAAUCUUUCGAGAGUGCCUUUCUGGAUUGGUACUUCGACAGGGAGCGCGUACAUCUCAUUGACCCUGCCGAGAAGCCCUUUGCUAGGAAGAACCCAUUAGUGUAAAUCUACCUUAAUGAGUACUUAAUUAAUGUUAUUCCGUAUGUAUUAAGGGUACUGCAUGCGUAUUUACGUACUCCGUAAUGUGUAGUAUUGCACUCGUAGUUAAUUAAUUAAUUAGAUAUGGACUUUCGAUCAUUAACUUCUUCAUUAUUCCCUAUGUAUUAUUUAUUGUGUGUUACGUUCAUCGUUUUAAAUAUGGAGUAAAUGCUAUGGAUGGGA
Cuscuta campestris is the source of this 1501-nucleotide messenger RNA. NCBI's taxonomy places the organism in Eukaryota, Viridiplantae, Streptophyta, Magnoliopsida, Solanales, Convolvulaceae. The record is from the annotation of a GenBank genome assembly.